Cercospora beticola is the source of this 1431-nucleotide messenger RNA. RefSeq lists its product as uncharacterized. Gene Ontology annotation, molecular function: carboxylic ester hydrolase activity. Gene Ontology annotation, cellular component: mitochondrion. The record is from RefSeq and is a predicted model, not a curated record. NCBI's taxonomy places the organism in Eukaryota, Fungi, Ascomycota, Dothideomycetes, Mycosphaerellales, Mycosphaerellaceae.
CAAACUUUGGACGCGAACUAUUCUCCUGUACAGCUCUGCACUCAUCUUGCAUCUGAGAUUCUGCAUUGUCGCGUGUUUAAUUUCCUAUCAGCGCAGAGACGAAAAGUUGAGAAGCGCGCCCAAGUCUGCACAAUGCUCGCGCGAAGAGCUCUUCCACGCCUCCAGCAACCCUUCCGACGGUAUGCGAGACGCCCAUAUUCGACGACGGAGCUCAGCAAUGGCAUCAAGAUGACCUACGACCUGUACGAGCCCGAGCAACAAGCCCAGGGUGGCCCAAUCAUCUUCGUCCACGGUCUCUUCGGCUCCAAGAGAAAUCACAGGAGCAUGAGUAAAGUCCUCGUCCGCGACCUGAAGCGACCAGUCUACGCCGUGGACACUCGCAACCAUGGCGACUCCUCUCACGAUCCAAAGCACGACUACACAGCCCUGGCCGAAGACAUAGAACUCUUCCUCCAACACCACAAAUUGCAGGACACAUGUUUGAUUGGGCACUCAAUGGGCGCAAAAGCAGUCAUGGCAGUCGCUUUGCGCAAGCAAGUCAAGAUCGGAUCUCUCAUCCCCGUGGACAACGCACCGGUAGACGCGGCACUCAAGAGCGACUUUGGCAAAUACAUUGUCGGGAUGCGAAAGAUUGAAGAAUCCUCUGUCAAGACGAUGAAGGAAGCGGACAAGAUAUUGCAAGGUUACGAGGAGUCUUUGCCUAUACGACAGUUCCUCCUCACGAACCUUGUGAAGGGCCAGGAUGGUACGCAGAAAUUCAAGGUUCCGCUCAAGUUUUUGACUCCUGCACUGCAUGGAUUGGGAGACUUUCCAUUCAAGAACCCGGAUGAGACGAGAUUCGAAGGCCCAACGUUGAUCGUGCGGGGGACAAAGAGUCACUAUGUUAGCGAUGAGACACUGCCGAUUUGCGGGAGGUUCUUUCCAAAUUUCGAAAGAGCGGAUAUCGAUGCUGGGCAUUGGGUGAUCAGCGAGAAGCCGGAGGAAUUCAGACAAGCUGUCGUGGAGUUCCUCACCAAGCACCAAGAUUGAACACAGUGCGCGACAAUGCUGUAGAAUCGCGGUCAGUGUAAAAUGCGGUCAAUGCUGUGCGUUGAUCUGGACUGGAUUGGACUGGGGUUCAACAAGUGCCCGCAGGCGACUAUCCACGACACACAGUCAUCCAGACAUCAUCCCGCAAAGCCCCCACACAUCGGCAUGCCUAUAUACGCUCUGCAAUCGUCCGCCGCUUUCAAGACUGCAGACUGCGCGGCAGCUGCCACACGAUCGUGUUCGGUAUGCUUGGCCACCAUCUCUGCGCCCGCGCAAGGCGUCGACAAAGACGUGCGGCUGUGACCUUCGCAAGCAAGCACCGGCGCAAGAAGCAACAAUCUGACCGAACAUAUGUGAUGCUGUUGUUAUCAGCUCCUUGUUGCCGUAGGGAUCCGCGGAAAA